AUGAUCGUUGUGUGCCUCAUUGAUCAUCAUCACCAAGUUUUAUCUAGUCAGGUGAUGUGUGAUAUUGCAAAGAUUAUUGGGUGUAAACAUGUCGGUGAUUGGGCAAUAAGAAUUUGUGAAAGUAGUAAUAUAGCAAACACAAAGAUUACAAAAAGUGUAGUGAAUCUAGCACUAUCAGGUACUCAAGCUCCAAAUGAUUUGGCUGUUGCUCAAGAUAUGGCACUGGAUUUGAUAAAAACAAUAGGAUCAGAAACAUACAUAGUCAUAAACAAUUCAACAGAAACUGUUGUAUCAUCAGUGAUCUUACAGUUUCUUGAAUCAAUUCUUGCUGACAUGGAUCGAAUCAGUAUGAAGAUGAAAACAUGUUUCACUAGUGCUUAUAAAGGGAUAGUGGUAGAUGAUGAUGACGAUGAUGAUGAUGAUGAUGAUGAUGAUGAUGAUGAUGAUGAUGAUGAUGAUGGGAUACACAAGUCACAUUUGACAUUAGAAGAGACUCUGUACCAUAGGGAUGAAGCUGUCAUGGAACUGUUAUCUUCUUUUGUGGUGAUGAAUCUCAAGGAUCUUCAAGGUGAACAUGUAGUGAGAUUGGCUGCUAAAUUCUACAAGAACUUAGCUAGGGUUUCAAAGUUUCUUAUCGCACCUAAAGGUUGCAAGCAGAUUUUACCUAGUCUUAAGUUUCAGAAUCAUCCAUAG
Messenger RNA from Lactuca virosa, 693 nucleotides. NCBI's taxonomy places the organism in Eukaryota, Viridiplantae, Streptophyta, Magnoliopsida, Asterales, Asteraceae. The record is from the annotation of a GenBank genome assembly.